GGAUUCUAGGUUGCCCGAAGAGAGCUGCUUUUCCAGUUCACAGCAUCGAAUGAGUGCGCUUGCCUGGAGAGGCGGGACUGUGACCCGGUUAGACGUAAAACAAGCAAAGCUGUCUCCAUCCUUUCAGACUGGGGGGAGUCUGCGUCUCCCGUUGUAGCCAAUAUGUCUGACUGCAGAAGACAGUGGAACCGGGAGGAUGAGCUACCGGUCUACCUGGCGGGGCCGAUCACCACCGGGCCGAACGCGCGGAAAACCUACGGCAUGUUCAGCUCCGUGGAGGGGGCGUUUGAGAGCAAGACUAUAGACUUCGAAAACUACGCGGUGGGGAGAAAAGGGAGCCGCACCCCGAGAAGCGGAAGCCGGGAAAGGCUCUUAGACGCUGGUGACCCCAUUACCAAGACGCCCAGCGAGGCCCGGGAGGGCUCAUUGAACAACUCACCCGGGGAGAAGGACGACGCACGUAAUCGUGUUGAGGUCAGAUUUUCAUCGGGGACGGAAAGUCUAAAUGGCAAGAGUGAAAGGCUGCUGAUCAAAGGAGGGCGAGUGGUGAAUGAUGACCAGUCUUUCUAUGCCGAUGUCUACAUCGAGGAUGGGCUCAUCAAGCAGGUGGGGGAAAAUCUGGUUGUUCCUGGGGGUGUCAAGGUGAUUGAGGCCGAUGGCCGCAUGGUAAUACCAGGUGGAAUAGAUGUUAACACCUGCCUGAUGAAGCCCUAUCUGGGCACACAGCCUGUUGAUGACUUCUUUCAGGGCACCAAGGCUGCACUUGCAGGGGGCACCACCAUGAUCAUUGACCAUGUAACCCCUCAGUCUGGGGACAGUUUGCUGGAGGCGUUUGAGCACUGGCAGGAGGCUGCAGACAAGAAAGCAUGCUGUGAUUACUCUCUGCACGUAGACAUCCCCCAGUGGAAUGAAAAUGUUAAAGAAGAGUUGGAGCUUCUGGUGCAGGACAAAGGUAUCAACUCCUUUCAAGUAUACAUGGCUUAUAAGGAUGUGUACCAGAUGACAGAUUCAGAGCUCUACGAGGCAUUCUCAUUUCUGAAGCAGCUGGGUGCUGUGGUGUUAGUUCACGCUGAAAAUGGAGAUCUUAUUGCUCAGGAACAGAGAAAAAUCCUCGGAAUGGGAAUUACAGGCCCGGAAGGGCAUCCUCUGAGUCGUCCGGAAGAGGUGGAGGCUGAGGCGGUGUUCCGUGCCAUCACUCUUGGCAACCGUGUGAACUGUCCUGUCUACAUCACAAAGGUGAUGAGCAAGAGUGCAGCUGACACUAUCACUCAGGCCCGGAGGAAAGGUUCGGUAGUUUUUGGAGAGCCGAUUACAGCUAGCCUGGCCACUGAUGGUUCUCACUAUUGGAACAAAAACUGGGCUAAGGCUGCUGCCUGCGUGACCUCUCCACCUUUAAGUCCUGACCCGACAACCCCAGACCAUCUUCACACUCUGCUGGCCUGCGGGGACCUCCAGGUGGUGGGCAGUUCUCACUGCGCUUACAGCACUUCCCAGAAAGCUAUUGGUAAAGAUGACUUCACCUUGAUCCCCGAAGGAAUCAACGGAGUUGAAGAGCGAAUGGGCUUUGUCUGGGAUAAGGCUGUGGCCAUGGGGAAGAUGGAUGAAAACCAGUUUGUGGCAGUCACAUCUACCAACGCUGCUAAAAUCUUCAAUCUGUACCCACGUAAGGGUCGGAUAGCUGUGGGCUCUGAUGCUGACAUCGUCAUCUGGGACCCUGACAGCGUCAAAACCAUCACUGCCAAACUUCAGCAGUCGGCUGCAGAAUACAACAUCUUUGAGGGUCUGGAAUGCCGUGGAGGGCCAAUGCUGGUGCUGAGUCAAGGUCGGGUGGUUUAUGAAGAAGGAAAGCUGCAUGCUCAGCAGGGCACCGGUCGAUUUAUUCCACGCAAACCCUUCCCAGACUCUGCUUACCAGCGUGUAAAGUUCAGGAAUCAGGUAAUGCGUAAACAGAGUGUUACUCGAGGGAUAUAUGAUGGCCCUGUGUAUGAUGUUGCUCUUACUCCCAAAUACAUUACUCCUGCUCCGUCAGCCAAAACUUCUCCCACCUCUCACCAACCACCGCCAAUACGUAAUCUUCACCAGUCCAACUUCAGCCUUUCGGGUGCGCAGAUUGAUGACAAUGUCCCCCGUCGGUCUGGCCACCGCAUUGUAGCACCCCCCGGUGGUCGCUCCAACAUCACCAGCCUUGGCUGAACACAUGCCUGCGUGUGAAGCACGGCUGGUGUGGGGCUUCACCUCUUGAGUGUGUACGAGUAUAUGUGUAUGACUGAGUGUGAGCACGCUGGCAUGAAUGAAUAUCUCUGCAUUUUUGUUUUGGUACAAUGUGACAUGCUCUUUGUAGACCGUUACGGUUAUAUAAGUUUGUCAUGGUCCCUUAGAAAAAGCACAUUUCUAUUUCUAAUACAAAAAAAGAGUGUGAGUUACAAUCAGCUAAGUAAUAUAAAACAAUCAAAAAAAUUCAUGUUCAGGGCACACACACACACACACACACACACACACACACACACACACACACACACACACACACACACACACACACACACACCAAGCAGUGACCCCAGUGUUAUGUCGUAUGUUAUUUCCUUACCUGUGAGCAUGACUUCCUUCUUGUUCUUCCUCACCUCCCACAUCUUACUGUGUGGGUCUGAUAUGGUGCUCCUUUCCACCCACAUGGUGGACAGCUCAAGAAUUAGCCGAUAUUUUUUCCUGCACUUGGUUUUAAUAUCGUGGCAAUCUUUGUUUCAUUGUGGCUCAAGCGGAUCAGUUAUACUGCAUGGACACGUCUUUAGAUGUUACACUACUUGUGGUUUAUUGUUGCAAUGGAGGAACACUUAAAAAUAUACCCAGAGCACAUUUGUAUUCAACAGCAGAAAUGUAUUCUUAUAUUGGUAUAUGUACGCUUUGAAAGACCCUAAUGACAUCCACUGUGGGUAGAGACAGUUGUUACCUAGUUAAAAACGUAUUCAUGCAAUUUAACAUUACUGUAAGUUGUGAAAGGAAUGCAAAAUUUUCUCCACCACCAGAUACUAUAUGCAAAUGUGUCAGUAUUCUCGUACACUCUGUGUGAAAGUAGAUAAGCAGUAGCAAAUACAGAAGCAAGUGAACUAAAUGAAGUUCUAAUUGAUGCACUUACAUAAUGUAGAUUUUCACAAAAAGUGCGUGCAUAGUUUUCUGCCAGUCACUCUCACCAGGAUAAAAACUUUGUUGUAAUGACAUGCUGAACUCAUUGCUGUAAAAUGACUUCAGCUUCCAUCACAGGUCUUUAAAACUUCCCUGAAAAUGUUUUUUUUUUUUUUUAAAUCUCUUCUUAUUCCAGUUGAUUCAUUUGGGCAUUUUCCUCAUUAUGGUACAUUUAGUAUUUCUGUGCCACACUGGUUUUGUUACUUUUGUCUGGUGUCUCCAAUGGAACGCUUAAUAAAGACUCGACUGUUGUCAAAAAUGAUUGUAAAACAAACACACUUGUGAGUUAUUACUGGCCAUAAAUGAAA
Messenger RNA from Archocentrus centrarchus (flier cichlid), 3488 nucleotides. RefSeq names its product collapsin response mediator protein 1 (gene crmp1). The record is from RefSeq and is a predicted model, not a curated record. Gene Ontology annotation, cellular component: cytosol; cytoplasm. Gene Ontology annotation, molecular function: hydrolase activity, acting on carbon-nitrogen (but not peptide) bonds, in cyclic amides. The transcript has 14 exons. Bases 163 to 2193 code for a protein of 676 amino acids. NCBI's taxonomy places the organism in Eukaryota, Metazoa, Chordata, Actinopteri, Cichliformes, Cichlidae.